This is a messenger RNA of Botrytis byssoidea, 1320 nucleotides long. RefSeq lists its product as uncharacterized. The coding region runs from base 1 to 1320 and encodes 439 amino acids. The record is from RefSeq and is a predicted model, not a curated record. The transcript has a single exon. Lineage: Eukaryota; Fungi; Ascomycota; Leotiomycetes; Helotiales; Sclerotiniaceae.
AUGCCCAGAUAUCAAGUCUAUAGUCUCUCCACGAGUAACCCCCUCCUCAGCACUGAGCUCCUCUUCCUCUUCGAUCCCGACGCGACUAACUCUACCCCCUCCUCUCUCAAAUGCUUCUACCACGAAUCCAUCACUCCCCCCUCCUCCCGCUCCUCAUCCAACUCUCUUCUCACUGCCACCCAAACCUCCCUCCUCAGCAACCUCGAAUACCUCGGCUACAUUCACGGCAAAUCCCGCAUGAAAAAAGCAUGCAAGCUGGCUAAAACCGUGAAACGGGGUAUGGAGUGUCCUUUUAAGACAUUCACGAAUGACGUUGUAAGAAUUUGGAUUCAAGAGAGAUUACUGCGCUGGGGGCGGGAGCACAAACCAUGUGAAGUCAAAGACUCGAUUCUGGAAGCAGAGACUCUCGAGACUGAGGAUAGGAAGGGAGGAAUCUCGAAGUACGAAAAGGGAAUGAUUGAGGGGAGAAGGGCUCAGAGUGGAGGGUAUGAGGAUGAUGACUCUUCAUCUUCAUCUUCAUCGUCAUCCUCCUCUUCACUUGCGUCCUCCUCCCCAUCUCAACGUUCCCUCGGCCGCUCAACCCGCGAAUCCCACCGACGUCUCUCCAGAGCCCGAACAACCCACAACCCACCCUCAAGCACACACAGCUGGUCGAAAAAAACCUCCUCCAACCCCUCCAAGCGCAUCUCCUUCUCCGUUUCCCUUUCCGCAAAUUCAAGUUCCAAUCCCCGACGCAAAUCUUCAUCUCACUCUCGCUCUCGCUCUCGCUCUCGGGCUCCACCCUCUUCCUAUCACGAUCAAACCCCCGAUCACGAUUCCGGAAUCGGUAUGUCCGAAGACGAAUUCAACCCCCACGACGAUGAAAAUGACGAUGCGAAAUCACAUGUAUCCAAAUCAUCCGUCAAUCCCGGCUCCUCCAUCUCGCACUCCGAUCGUUCCUAUUCUUCUUCCCGCUCCUCCCCCCAUUCCUCCCAUGGCGCCCACCCCAAAAAAGAUGUCUCGCCCUCUAUUUGGAACCUCAGUAACCAACGCGAACAUGAAGAUGCGAUCCGUGAACGCAUCUAUAACGCUAAGAUCGCUGAGUAUAGCAAUUCUUCCUCUUCUUCUACUUCUUCUUCAUCUUCUUCUUCGCAUCACCCCCCUCCUUCUUCCUCUUCAGGUUCAAGCUCACAAUCCCGAUCGCGAGCACAAUCGCGAAAAGGUCAGACCCCCAGCCAGUCAUUCCACGCACCGCGUUCUAGUGAUCCAUUUGGACUUAAUGAUCCGUUUCGACUUUCGAGCGCGGGGGAAUCGGGGUCUCAUCCAUGGAUUCGGCGAUGA